Molecule: messenger RNA, 2343 nt
Organism: Triticum turgidum subsp. durum (durum wheat)
Lineage: Eukaryota; Viridiplantae; Streptophyta; Magnoliopsida; Poales; Poaceae
Source: the annotation of a GenBank genome assembly
AUGGCGUCUCCCAAUGAAGCUGACGACGACAAUUUUGGAUACCAAGGGGGGGAAAAAGAGUACAUGCUGGAGACUAUGCAAUGCUUGCUAUUUGCUAGAGAGAACCUCCCCGCUGACGUGUACCACGAGUUUGUCAAGACCAUGACCGGCAUUUGGAAAAAAGGUGCCGACCCCGAUGGUGAAAUAAGGAAUGUCUGCCCUGAAAACUGCAUAGAGACGGCCUUGAAGCUAUUCCAGGGCUGUCCUACAGUUAAACAGAGCUUCCUGAACUUUACCGAAGGCCGUAGCCCCUUCGAAGGCAAUGGCGAUGUCGAUACCGUUGCUGUCAACACCCUGAUGCAGAAACCAAUGGAUUUUCUUUCCAGAGUGAAGACAUGUCCUUACAUCAGCGACGAUGAUUAUGCUGCUUUUUUGCAAACCAUGCAAGAUUUUUGCAUGGACAGGACCAUGACCCCUCGAGAAGUUUACAGUGAUGUGGAGAGAUGCAUGCGUAACUGUCCCGAGCUGUUGGAAGAGUUUACAGAUAAUUUUCUCCCGGCAGACCUGAAGGCCUUAGUAAAAGAAAAUGAUAAUCGCAGCUUGGAUGGUGUCCAUAUGAAAGAAGGUAAUGGAGUGUCGCCUCACACUGAAGAGGACGAGGAAGACAAGGUUAAACCCUUGCCUGAAUGGACUACCUCAAGAAUUGAUGAAUUGCCCCCAAAAUUGGAACCCAAGGAACUCAAAAGACAUUGCACUCCUAGCUAUUACCUGCUGCCAGAUAAUUGUAUACCUCUAUUGAGUUACCGGACCAAACUGGGAAGGUCUAUUCUCAAUGAUGCUUUGAUUUGUCCGGUAUCCGAGGAGGAAAGCCCUAACCAUAAAGCUGCAAAUGAAUAUGAAGCAAAAAUGUUGCUUUGCGAAGAAGACAUGUUUGAGAGUGACAUGCUCCUGCAGUGGUUUAGUGUGACUGCGGACUUCAUUGCGAAUCUCCAACAUCGUGCUGGCAGCGAUGUGAAGAUUAAGGAACAACUAACUCCUCUACAUAGGAGGUGCAUCAUAAGACUAUAUGGUGAGGAUUUUCUUGAAGCUCUGUUGGAUACCGACAAUGCUAGUGCUGCUCUCCCUGUUAUACUUUCUCGUUUGAAUCACAGCAUAGUAGAACUACGGGAGGCACGAUUGCGUUUGCAAAAGACUUGCUCAGAAGUUAUAGCAAAAAAUUACUACAAAGCACUUGAUCAUCGCGGCCCCUGUUUCAAACAAUUGGAUGCAAAGAGAAUGAGCCGGAAAGCUUUGCUGGCUGAAGCCAAAGAAAUCAAUGCAAUGAAGCCAAAGGCUGAAGAUCAAUAUGCUAAUCCUGACAUACACAAGGACAUAAGCAGCAUAAUCUCCUCUGCAUGCGCUUCUGAAGAGAAGCAGAUGGUGACUUGGACACAAGUAGUACAUCCAUUUCUUUCUGCUCACUGUGCACGGCCUUCAUCAGAGGAAACUGUAGCUCCUGAAAAAGCUUGUGAACAUUGCGGCACCAGAAAAGAUAUUCUCAACAACAAUCCUGAUGCUUUCACUGACAAUAAUCUUCCUCUGUCCUCCAAGAGAGGUGAACUCGUAAGCAAAAAUUCCAAAGACUUUAGCUCUUCACACGAUGGUUCUGGUGCAGAUAUUGAGGAAGGCGAGUUCAUACCCGAUCGAGAAACCAUUGUGUCGGAUGUCAUCCGUGGUGCCGGAAAAGAACCAGUAAGUUGUGAUGUUGCUGGUUCUGUUAGAGAUGGUUUGAGCUCUCGUUACCGCAUAAUCGAUACUUCCGAACCUAGUACUCGUGACCAUGGGGACAAAAAUGAAAAGCAGCAAGAAUCAAGGCAAACAUCUGCUAAACCGCGUGGUGUGAAAGGAGGUACUUGUUGUUUCCUCGUUCUGCUUCGCAGGCUUUACCAGAUUUUAUAUAACAGACUACAGAAUGCGAGAAAUUUGUGCACCAGUGACAACCUAUAUGCAGAAUUUAAGGAGAAACUCACCAGGCUACAUUAUCGCGCUAUUGAUAAUUCCAAUUUUGAGGAUUUCUGCCUGAAAUAUCUUGGGCCAAUGUCUUUUGAACUUUUUACUCUGGAUACAGUGAUAAACCAAGUUAUCAAGCAGCUGUGCAUAAUUUCUUCCAAGGAUCCAGACAACUCAAUCGUUCAAUUCCUUGAGAACUUACAAAGGCCAAUUCUACCCAAUGAAUUGCCAAAGCAUGAUCGAGAGGAGCAGGGGAAAGCUCUUGAUGAUACCGUAAAAGUCCCACGCCAUUUUGAGAGACGGAAAAAACGCAAGUUGGAGAACAGUGCAACAGGUUCCUGUCAGCUUGGAGCAGUGGCUGAAAUUAACUCAUAA